AUGCUUCAAAAUGCAAAGCUACUAGAAUUACUAAAGAUUAGAGAAUUUAAACGUCUCAGAAGCGGUAGAUUAAGUAGAAAUUUUGAUGGAAAUUACUUUGGAGAUCAUCCAGGAGUUGAUUAUUUUAGAAAAGACGAUUAUGAUUUUUUUUUUCCUAAAGACUAUCCUCAAGACAACCAAUGGGUUAAGGAAGCUAUUCAGAAAGGAGCAGUGAUGGCACGGUCGGUUAAGAGACAAGCAGCAGAACAAGUAGCAAAAGAUGAAAUUAAAGGAGGAACAUGUUUUGGCUUUAAUUGUGAAAACGAAUUGAAGAAUGUAAGUUUGGAAUUAAAGAAUGCGGAUCCUAAAAAAAAAGUUGAAAAAGAAUCAAAAGAUCUAAAAAAGGAACUUUUAGAAGCAUUCAAAAACAUAAAAGAUGAAGAUUGUAGAAAAUAUGAGGAUAAGUGUAUAUUUUUAGAAGAAGCAGAUCCAAUUAAUCUUAAGGAGAACCGCGUUAAAAUAAAACGAGUUUAUGAAAUAUUAUUUGGAAACACUGUUGAAUUAGUGUUUUCAUGCCUUAAUCCAAAUGUUACAUGUCAAAGGCUCAAAAGCAGAGUGGAAGAUGUUUGCACACAUUUAGGCAGAAUAUUGAAUGAGAAUGAAUUAGAGGAAAAAUGCCAAGAAUAUCUUGAAAACUGUUAUUUUUAUAAAUCAAAUUGUGGCAGUACAAAAUAUAACAUUAUACUGGAAAAAAUUUAUGAAAAAGAGGAAGUUAAAGGAAUUAUCAGUGAAAAACUACAAGAAAAGAGCCUAGAAAAUAUAAUAUUAUUGUUGAGUAAAGAAAAGAAUAGGAAAAGUCUACAAGAAAUAUGCAAAAAUGUCUUAAAUGAUUGUGAUUUUUUAUACAUGAAUUAUCAUUUAAAAGAAUUAUCCAAAGAAGCAAGUAAAAAUAUAGACAGCAGAUGCAAAGAAUUAGUAAAGGUAGAAACGCGAUAUACAAAUCUUAAAUUAGAACUUUACCUGAAAGAAUUGUCUACAGAAUUUGAAAAAAAUAAAGAUUCAAAAUAUUUUUCAUGGGAACAGGUUCCAAAAUUACCUAGUAAGGAAGAUUGUAUAAAGUUUGAGUCGGAAUGUUUCUAUUUAGAAAAUGUAUGUACGAAUAAAAUUGAUAAAGCAUGUGAAAAUGUAAGAAUAGUGUGUUAUAGAAAAGGACAAAAUAGGGUGUUUAAUAAAUUAAUUCAAAAUCGAUUAAUAAGUCUUAAUUAUUUAAAAUCGUAUGAAGUAAAACUUAAAGAAUGUAAAGAAUUAAUGGUUAAAAAUUGUAUAAAAUUUAAGGGAGAUAAAAGAUACUUUCUAAAGUGUCAUCGACCAACUAAACUAUGUUAUGAAUUUUUAGAAGAUAUUAUUGAUCAAUCGAAGGAAUUCGAGGCACUUUUGGAUUCAAAAAGAGAUUUUCCAAAAGGGAAUGAUUGUUUUAAACUGAUAAGGAAGUGCCAUGAUCUUAGAACAUAUUCACAUUCGAAUAAUGAUAGAUGUACUACAUUGAAUAUACGCUGUGAAUAUUUAGAAGUUAGAGAAAAAUUUAAAAAAAGAUUUUUAGAAAGAAAAGAUGAUUCAUUAAAAACAAAGGAAAACUGUAUAAAAGCGUUAAAGGAAGAAUGUGAGAGAUUGUCUAGAGGGAAAAAGAAUCCAUUUGUUACUUUUUGUGCUUUGCCAGAAGAAACAUGUAAUUUUAUUGUAAAAGAGGUUAUAGAUGAGUGUUAUAAUUUAGCUUAUAACAUGAACGACAGAAAUAUUAUUAAUAAAAUUGAAAAAACAAAUAAAGCAUUGACUAAAGAAAUCUGCAUGUUUUGGGAUCCAUAUUGUCAUCAAUAUAUAGAGAAUUGUCCGGAAAUAUUGAAACAAGAAAACAUUAACACUAAAAGGGCUCACUGUCUAAAACUCCAAAGAUAUUGUACUCCAUUAUGGGAAAAUUUGCGAUUGGAGGGAGAGUUAAUUCAUGAAUUGAAAAGUAGUUUAAUUAAUGAUACUAUAUGUAAAGAAACAUUAGAAAAGUAUUACACUAAAUGGAAAAGUGAAAAAAAUCAAACAUUCGAUAGUGCAAGUGAAGAUAAAAAUGGUUCAAGUGAACAUCUUAGGAGAAAUGUUUGCAAGAAGUUAAUUGAGAAAGUAAAAAGAAAAUGUUCAGCCUUAAAAAAUGAACUGGAUAAAGAAAAAGAUGAAUUAAAGGAGAAGAAUGAAUACGAAAAGGUUAAAAAGGAGGCAGAAAAUUUUAUGAAAGUAACUAACUUACUGUUGUCAAAACCUAAAAAAAAUGAAAAUGGACAAAGUGCUACAUUAAGUGUACAAAAUAAUAGUGUUCUUGCACCAGUGGCACCGUCAACAGCACCGCCAACAGCAGCGGAAUCGGCUUCUUCACAAGGCGGAACGGAACACACAACGGAGCAAAGACUUAUUUUGAGAAGAUUUGUAGAUGAAGGGGUAUCAAAAACAGAAACGAACGCAUUUGAUCUAAUGACAAGAGCAUUGAAAUUGUAUUUAGGAAUGAAAGAAGAUUGUAAAACUUUGCAAGUAAACUGCGGUUUUAGAGAGAAUUGCUUGAACUUUGGGACAGUAUGUGAAGACAUAGACAAGUUGUGUAACGUAAAACCAUUAGAAGUUAUACCUCAUCAUACACUGAUAUUAACGACGAUAUCGACAGCGACGAGAACAGCAACAAUGCCCAACAACAGCGACAUUGAUGAUAACGUAACAACGUCAAUAAAAGAAGCAGCAACAGAACAAUGUACAUUAAUUCGAACGAUAAAUACAUCGGUGAUAGAUACAUCGUUGCAUACGAGUACGAUGACAAGUACAUCUGCAGUCACAUCUACGGUGACAUUGACGUCGAUGCAAGAAUGCAAACCUACGAGAUGUACAACAGAUUCAAGUAGAAAAACAAAAAUGAGAGGAAAACUGAUAUCAGGUCAAGGAAUGAAGAUGAGAGUACCAAAAAUGAUAAAAAUAAUGUUAGGAGUGAUUGUUAUGAGAAUGUUGUAA
Messenger RNA from Pneumocystis murina B123, 3018 nucleotides. RefSeq lists its product as hypothetical. Lineage: Eukaryota; Fungi; Ascomycota; Pneumocystomycetes; Pneumocystales; Pneumocystaceae. Bases 1 to 3018 code for a protein of 1005 amino acids. The record is from RefSeq and is a predicted model, not a curated record. The transcript has 6 exons.